CACGGUCCUAUAUUUAAAUUUGGCAAUUGUCUUUUCCCGCAAUGUGGCGGCAAAUUCGGAAAGACAACAAGUCAAGAUUUUGCAAAUCGGGAAGAGAGUUGAGGAACUUGAGGUCAGCAAUCGCAAUCGAAUGAAUUAAAAAAUGGCUGUGGAUGUCCUCAAUCCUGUUAACAUGAACUGUGAAUUGCUUGCUACCUGCAAUGCUCUUGGUUACUUGGAAGGACAAAUUUAUCAGAAGGAACCAGAUUGUUUAGAGACUAUCAAGGAUCUGAUUCGGUUCUUAAAACGAGAGGAUGAAACAUGCAGCAUUCGACGUCAGCUUGGCCACGCCCAGAUCUUACAGAAUGAUCUUAUUCCAUUGACCAAGCAGUUCAGCAAGGAGGAGGAGCUCUUUGAAACAACAAUUAGACUUCUGGUUAAUCUGACUCAGCCUGCGGAACUGUGCUUCCAGAAUGUCCCUGAUGACAAGACAUUUCGGAACUACUUCCUGGAAGUGUUGUCCCACCUCCAAGCUUACAAACAAGCAUUUGCUUGUGAAGAAUUCAUGGCUGUCAUGGCAAGAAAACUCAAGAAGAUGCUGGACAUGGAGUGGGAGAGUCGGCGUGAGGACCACACCCUUCUCAUGGAACGCAUCUUGCUCCUUGUGAGAAAUGUCCUCCACAUUCCGGCUGACCCAAAUGCUGAAAAGAGAACUGAUGAUGAUGCUAGCGUCCAUGACCAAGUCCUUUGGGCUCUUAAUGUGAGCGGUAUGGAUAAGCUGAUCCUCUACAUUGCAAGCGCAGAGGGAGAGCAGCAGUGGUGUAUGCAUGCAAUAGAAAUCAUAUCACAUAUGCUCAGAGAACAGACCCCGGAGUCCAUCGCCAAAGCUGGAAGAGUGCAACACGCCAGCGAGAGACUGAAAGAGGAGAAGGAAUUGGAAAAGAUCCGGCAGAGAGAGAUGCUGGAGAAGAAAGCAAGACUCUUGAAGGCUAGCGGCAGGCAUUCUCGCUUUGGUGGCUCCUUCUACAUGACCAACUUCAAGUCGAUCAGCGACCGUGACCUCAUCUACCAUCGGCCACUCCAGCAGGCCAAGACCAUGACGUUUGAGAGUACUAAAAAUGCCACCAAGAAGCCCAAGAACAAGCUACCUCUACAGGAUGGGACCAUCAACCGACGAUCGACCCUGAGCAUCCGACUGUUCCUCAAAGACUUCUGCACGCUCUUCCUUGAUAACUGCUACAAUCCGUUGAUGAACGCUGUGAAGGAUCAUAUUCUUCACCGACGUGCUCAGGAGAAUGAUGAGUCAUACUACUUCUGGGCAAUGCAGUUCUUCAUGCAGUUCAGCCGGCUGUAUAAAUUCAGAGUAGAUGUCAUCAGUGAGACCUUCUCUGUCCAGUCGUUCCAUUACGUGAACACGCAACUCAUCAAAUAUCUUGAUAUGAUGACAACAGAUAAAAAGGAAGCAGCUGCCUGGUCUAAAAGGCUGCAUCUUGCCCUGAAAGCCUACCGUGAACUCCUAGCAACACUGAAUGAGAUGGUGGGUCCCCAUAGCAGUCCAGAGUUGAAGGAGUCUGCUGAUGCCAUUCAGAGCAAUGUCUUCUAUGUCCUGGAGUACCGGGAAGUCUUCAUCACCCUCCUCAAGAAAUUCAAUGAAGUCACAUGCACGAGGACUUACCUGAAAGAUUUGAUAGAGUCCGUUCACAUCUUCAUGAAGAUGUUGGAGAAAUACUGCAAGGGCAAGAAGACUCUUAUUGUGCAGAAAAAGCUUAAGAAAAAAUCCAAGCGCAGAAAACGACGACAGGCCCAGAGACCGGAAGAAAACCAGGCCAACGAAGAAGAACAGAACCAGCUGGCCCAGGUCUGGGACGACACCCUCGCAACAGAACUAUCAUCCAUGCUUCAAGGAAGAGAGGAUGUCCCGGAUGAUGUUGUGCCAUUUGAUGCUGCCUCAGAGAUGCCGGUUGAAGAACAGAGAGCUGACGCAAUGGUCAGGAUCCAGCAGAGUUUGAGGUCUGGUCGAGCAGGUGAAGGUCUGGCUCUGUUCAGAGCAGCAAGGGAGGUGUGGCCUGAUGGUGAUGUGUUUGGAGCAGCGGACAUAGAACCUGAAGAUGAGUUCAUGGCACUCAGAGAGAUACACUUCACCAACCUGAAUGUGCAAACCCAAGCAGAACCGGAACCAGACGUGGAAGAACAAGAAAUUGAAGAAGAAGAUGAAGAAGAUGAGAUGGCGAUGGAAGAACAUUCAUCUAGAGGGGAGGAGGAAUUCAACUUCAAACUUUAUGUCAACAAGUUCACACACCCAGAUGUACUGAGAAAUUACAUCAAGCUGUUGAUGAGUUUCCGCGGCAACCAAGAGUUCACCAAUCACUGCAUCGUCAAGCUCCUCCACAGAGUAUCCCUUGAGGUGGACAAGACGGAGCUUCUCUUUCAGAUCUCUCUUUUCAGGAUCUUCCAUAAGAUCCUGCAGGACCCUCUGGCAAAGACUGACCAGUUCAAGGAAAUGACAAAGUUUGCUCAGUUUGUUGUGGGUCGUUUCUUCAAGGCGUUGCCCACCAAACCCAAGCUGGUGGUCGAACUGCUCUUUUGGAAGGAUGCAAGGAGUAUCUAUGAGAUCCAGGAAGGCUACGGAGCAGAACAACCAAAGAAGGGCAAAUCAAAUUUUUGGAAUGAAGAAGAGGAGGCCGAGCUGGCAGGUCUUUAUGAGCAGUAUCGAGAUGUAGAUGGAGGAGAACGAGAUGUGGUUGAUCUGAUCAUGGAAAAUCUGAUUAAUGAUACCAGAAGUAGAAGACAGAUCAUAGCACAGCUUAUUAGACAAGAAUUGAUAGAGAGUGCCAAGGUUCUGAGGAAGCCCAAAGUAUUAAAGAGCGCAUGGCGUGAGGAGCUCGAGUUGGAGUUGAGGACAUUCUUUGAUCAAUACAAAGAUUCUAAUGACAUAGUUGGUAACAUUAUACAGAGCAUGAGCGAGCCUAGGUCUAAGCAAGCGGUCACCAAGAAGAUCCUGGAAUUGGGCCUGGUCCAGGAUCGCUCACAGCUUUACAAGAAGCGUGCAAGAAAGGCCGACGGUGGAGGUACCAAGAGGAGGCGCAGAAGACGCAGACAUGGAGAUGACGAUGACGAGGAUGUUCCUGAAGAUGUGUAUGCUGAAGGUUUGCAAGAAUUCCCGGAUGAGGACUUACUACCUACUACUGAUGAUAGUAGCAGUGAUGAUGAUAAAGAGGAGAGUGAGGAGGAGGAAGGAGAAGAGGAUGAUGAAGAACAAGAAGUGCCUCUUGAAGAUAUCAUCACUAAGCUUCAGAGGAAAGGGUUAACUGAACAGAUCCAAUGGAUACAGGAAGGAUUGAGAAGGACAGCAGAGGACAGAGAAGAAAGUGGAGAUAACCAGGCCAUUCCAAUCGUCCCAUUGUCUGAAGAAAGCGGUAAAGCCAUGAGGAACAAGACUUUCCAGAAGUUCUUGAAGAAAAUAGGUCUCUCAGAGCCAAGAUCACAUGAGGAGGUAUACUGGCGCAUGCCUGGGGAUCUGUCUGCUUCCACCCUGCGAGAGAUGGCAGACUCCAUUGAACCCAAAGAAGGCGUGGACGUGUUACCCGCAGAAUCAGAGAAGAGCAGCAAGAAGUCCAAUGCCCGCUACCAGAUGCUGAAGCAGAUGGCACUCUCAAAGCGCCAGGAGAAGGAAGGGAAGCAGUCGGUACGCCAGAAGCGCAGAGAGGCUCGGCAGUCGACACAAGAACCGGAGAAUGAAAAGAGUCUUGCCGAUCUGUAUGAUGCCGAGACUGAUGUUAGUGGAGAGGAAGAGGAGACGGGAAAAGCUGUUGGAGGUCAGAGGUCAAGGAUAAAGAGGUCACUACCCAGUGACUCCAGUGAUGACAGUGAUGAUGAGAAGCUUAGUUCCUUCAUGAACCAACAUCGAGGAGACCCCUUGCCCCAAGAAAAGCCAGCGAAACGUACCAGACUGCAGUCAAGUGAUGACGAUAGCGAUGAUGAGCAGCUCAGCUCUUUUAUGAACAAGCAUCGAAAAGAAGACUCCUCGCCACAAGAGCUUGCAGCGGAACCUAGCCGGCUGAUGUCCAGCGAUGAUAGUGAUGACGAAAUGGACAAGAGGUCACCCGUGCCAAAGAAGAAGGAUAAACUUAAGAAGCAAGCAAGGUUGGUUUCUAGUGAUGAUGAUAGCGAUGAGGAUAGAUUGGAGAUUGAUGAAGGGGUUACCUCAGCCAGAAAGGCAUCUCCCGUUUCCAAGAUGGCAAAGCACUCCAGGAUUGUUGCAAGUGAUGAUAGUGAGGAAGAAGAGGACAAAUCCGAGGAAGAGGAUGAGAUCGAAGAGGAAGUAGACGACGCCCAGAGUGAAAUCUUCGACUUGAUCGCCAAGCCACCAAAGAAAUCCUUGAAGAAGCAGACUCCGUUUGAUUUCAGCGACGAGGAUGAAUACGAGGAGGAAACCAGGAAGAUGGAGUCGGAACCUGUUGCCACCCAAGCAGAAGAACUCACAUCCCAUGACCAGUCACUCCAUCUCAGGCUCUCCUCCGACAGUCCCAGUGAUGCCGACGUGACGAUGAAGGAUGAUGCAACCACAGAGGAUGAAGACCCAGAGGACAUCGUGGGUGCCGACGCAGAGGAUAAUGCCAGAAAUUUUGAGAAAGACACCACUAAUAAUGCAGCCAAUGAUAAUGACGAGAAUAACUUGGACAACAAGGAGAGUGAUGUGGAAGAAAUGAUCGAGGACGAAGGAGAGUGGGAAGAGAUACUGGAUGAUGACAGCGACUUUGACAUGACCUCAAGCAACCAACCGACAGCCUCUUUGGCAAGCAGCACACCAGCAGUUGAAGCCUCGAGUGACAGUGAUUCUGAUGACGAUGUCCCUCUUAGGAAGGUAGCCAAAAGGAAUGCUAUAUCGUCUGAUAGCGAAGAUGAAUAGAUUGGAUGAUAUAAAAAUAAGCCAGUUCGUAGUUCCUUUCUGCGCAUGAUCAGAGGAAGGUCAUUUGUACUAAAAUGACAUGGUCGUUUAAAAUCUAAUGAGA
Molecule: messenger RNA, 4991 nt
Organism: Lytechinus variegatus (green sea urchin)
Lineage: Eukaryota; Metazoa; Echinodermata; Echinoidea; Temnopleuroida; Toxopneustidae
Gene: timeless
Product: protein timeless homolog
Biological process (GO): replication fork arrest; DNA replication checkpoint signaling; DNA repair
Cellular component (GO): replication fork protection complex
Molecular function (GO): DNA binding
Source: RefSeq, a predicted model, not a curated record